Messenger RNA from Dromiciops gliroides (monito del monte), 5143 nucleotides. Its product is annotated as zinc finger protein 850-like. Lineage: Eukaryota; Metazoa; Chordata; Mammalia; Microbiotheria; Microbiotheriidae. The transcript has 8 exons. Gene Ontology annotation, molecular function: DNA-binding transcription repressor activity, RNA polymerase II-specific. Bases 226 to 5013 code for a protein of 1595 amino acids. The record is from RefSeq and is a predicted model, not a curated record. Gene Ontology annotation, biological process: negative regulation of transcription by RNA polymerase II.
UUACAAAUAUGCUCUCAUUGUUUUAUAGCGCAGGAAACUGAGCCAGAGGCUUGAGCGACCUGCCCAGGGUCAAAAAGUGUCUGAGGCCGGAUCUGAACCCAAGUCCCUGCUCUAUCUAUUGGACCGCCUCAAGUUUCUAGGAAGGGUCCUGGGGUUCAUGCGGUCCCACAGGUGACCCGGCCAGAACAAGAGACGGCUCCCAGGGGGCGCAGCUCCUGCCGGCUAAUGACAAGUGCACAAGGACCUGCGGCCCAGUCUGAGACUACGUUUCCCAGGAUGCUACUCGGCGACCAACUCAAUCGCCAUGGAGCCGAGAGGAAGAAGGCAGCAGCCACCUACUGUGCCCCGGGAGAACACCACUCUUCCCCAAGGAGAGAGAAUGGCCCCCGUGUGCCUGACUCCCAGGGCCUGCCAGUACAGAAAGUGCUACCAUCCACAUUUUGGUUACAUUGUGAUAGAAGAGACAACAUGCAAACAACAAUGUGCGUACAAGAUAGAUACAAGGAGUCAGUGACAUUCCAGGACGUGGCCGUGGACUUCACCUGGGAAGAGUGGAGGCGCCUGGGCCCUUCCCAGAAGGAGCUGUACCGGGAGGUGAUGCUGGAGAACUACUGCAACCUGGUGUGCCUGGGACUUGUAGUUUCCCAGCCAGAGGUGAUUGACCAGCUGGAGCGAGGAGAAGGCCCAUGGAUGCCCAAGGGAGAUGACUCAGGGAACAGCCACUGCCCAGGUUGGGAAACUAUGUUUGAAGCCAGGGUAUCGCUUCUAAAACCAGAACAGUCAUCCCAGAAGAGACUCUCAAGAGAUGGUCUUUGUGUCUCCAACUUGGAAGGAGCUUGGAAGUCUGACUCCUGGAUAGCAAAAGAGCAGAGAAAUCAUGCGGGCCACCCUCAGCAAGUAAAAGUCACUCAGAAGAAACCGUCCUAUAUCAGUGGUGAUCAAAGCAUCGGUCUCCAGCCAAUCAAUGUGACCCAAGAGAAAAUAGCUGUCGAAAAGGAUUUCUGCAAAUGUGAUACACACAGAGAGAAGUUUAGACUGUACACACAUUUGUUAAAAUGCAAUAAAAUGUACCCAAAGAAGAUAUUUUCUAUGUGUACCAAAUGUGGGAAAUCCUUGAGGUAUAAUUUAGCCCCUAUUGAAAAUCAGAGAAUAUGUACUAAAGCAAAAGAGUAUAAAUGUAAUGAUUGUGAGAAGGCUUUCUGCUGGAGAUCACAGCUCAUUAAACAUCAAGCAAUUCAUACAGGAGAGAAGCCUUAUGUGUGUGAGGAAUGUGGGAAGGCCUUCCGGCAAAGCUCACACCUUACUGAACAUAAGACAAUUCAUACUGGAGAGAAACCUUAUGAAUGUGAUGGAUGUGGGAAGGCCUUUCGCCAGAGAAAGGGACUUACUGAGCAUCAGAAGAUUCACACUGGAGAGAAGCCUUACAAAUGCAGUGAAUGUGCUAAGGCCUUCUCCCAGAGGAAAGGACUUACGGAGCAUCAGAGAAUUCACACUGGAGAAAAACCAUAUGUAUGUACUGACUGUGGGAAAGCAUUUAGUCAGAGGACAGAUUUUAUUCGACAUCAGAGAAUUCACACUGGAGAGAAGCCUUACAAAUGUAAAGAAUGUGGUAAGGCCUUCUCCCAGAGGAAAGGACUUACGGAGCAUCAGAAAAUUCACACUGGAGAGAAACCUUAUGACUGUAAUGAAUGUGGGAAGGCCUUUAGUCAGAGGACAGAUCUUGUUCGACACCAGAGGAUCCACACUGGAGAGAAGCCUUACAAAUGCAAUGAAUGUGGUAAAGCCUUUUCCCAGAGGACAGGACUUACUGAUCAUCAGAACAUUCAUACUGGAGCAAAAAUUUAUAAAUGCCAUGAAUGUGGCAAGGUGUUCCAUCAGAGCUCAGAGCUUAUUCAGCAUCAGAGAAUUCAUACAGGAGAAAAACCUUAUAAAUGUAAUGAUUGUGGGAAAUUCUUCUGCAGAAGCAGAAAUCUUAUUCGCCAUCAGAAAAUUCACACUGGAGAGAAACCAUAUAAAUGUGAAGAAUGUGGGAAAUUUUUCCGCCAAAGUGCACACCUUAGUGUACAUCAGAGAAGUCACACUGGAGAGAAACCUUAUGAAUGUAAUGAAUGUGGAAAGGCUUUCUGCCGAAGUACAGAACUUACUCUCCAUCAGAGAAUUCACACUGGAGAGAAACCAUAUAAGUGUAAUGAAUGUGGAAAGUUUUUCCGCCAGAGUGCACAUCUUACAGUACAUCAGAGAAGUCAUACUGGAGAAAGACCUUUUGAAUGUAAUGAAUGUGGAAAGGCUUUCUGCAGAAGUACUGAACUUACUCUCCAUCAGAGAAUUCAUACUGAAGAAAAACCAUAUGAAUGUCAUAGAUGUGGGAAGUUCUUCCGCCAGAAUUCACAUCUUAUUGUACACCACAGAAGUCAUACUGGAGAGAAGCCUUAUGAAUGUAAGGAAUGUGGGAAGGCCUUCAGCCAGAGCAGAAACCUUAAUCUUCACUGGAGAAUUCACACGGGAGAGAAACCUUUUGAAUGUAAUAAAUGUGGGAAAGCCUUCCACCAGAGUUCGCACCUUACUCAACAUCAGAGAAUUCAUAGUGGAGAAAAGCCAUAUGAGUGUAAUCAAUGUGGAAAGGUCUUCCAAAGGAGAGCAAAGCUUAUUGAACAUCAGUCAAUUCAUACUGGAGAUAAACCUCACAGAUGUAAUGAAUGUGGGAAAGCUUUCCGACUGAGCUCACAACUUAGUCUACAUCAGAGAAUUCAUCUUGGAGAAAAACCUUAUAAAUGUAACGAAUGUGAGAAGGUAUUUUGUCAGAAAACAAUCCUUAAGAUACACCAGAGAAUUCAUGCUGGAGAAAAACCAUAUGAAUGUAAUAAAUGUGAAAAAGCCUUCUACCAGAGUUCAGACCUUACUCAACAUCAGAGGCUUCAUCAGCUUAAUAUACACCAGAGAAUUCAUCUUGGAGAAAAAACUUAUAAAUGCACCGACUGUGGGAAGGUCUUUACUCGGAAGAUAAACCUUCAGAUACAUCAGAAAAUUCAUACCGGAGAGAAAUCAUAUAAGUGUAACAAAUGUGAAAGGGCCUUCUACCAGAGCUCAGACCUAGCUCAACAUCAGAGAAUUCAUACUGGAAGAGAGAAAUCUUACAAAUGCAGUGAAUGUGGGAAGGGUUUUGUCCGGAGCAGAAGUCUUAAUCUUCAUCACAAGAUUCACACUGGAGAGACAUCAUAUGAAUGUGAUAAAUGUGGGAAGGCUUUCUGCCGAAGCAUAGAACUUAUUCUCCAUCAAAGAAUUCACACUGGAGAGAAACCUUAUAAAUGUAAUGAAUGUGGGAAAUUCUUCCGCCAGACCGCACAUCUUACUGCCCAUCAGAGGAGUCAUACUGGAGAAAAGCCUUAUGACUGUAAGGAAUGUGGAAAGGCAUUCAGAAUGAGUUCACAACUUAUUCUUCAUCAAAGAAUUCAUCUUGGUGAAAAACCAUAUAAGUGUAAGGAAUGUGGGAAGUCAUUCCGACAAAAUGCACAUCUUAUUUCACAUCAUAGAAUUCAUACUGGAGAGAAGCCAUAUAAAUGUAAUAAAUGUGGAAAGGCCUUCCGCCGGAGCUCAGACCUAACUCAACAUCAGAGAAUUCAUACUGGAGAAAAACCUUAUGAAUGUAGUGAAUGUGGAAAGGCCUUUGCCCGGAGUAGAAGUCUUACUCUUCAUCAGAAGAUUCAUACUGGAGAGACACCAUAUGAAUGUAAUGAAUGUGGGAAGGCUUUCUGUCAAAGUACAGAACUUAUUCUCCAUCAGAGAACUCACACUGGAGAGAAACCUUAUAAAUGUAAUGAAUGUGGGAAAUUCUUCCGCCAGACUGCACAUCUUACAGUACAUCGGAGAAGUCAUACUGGAGAGAAGCCUUAUGACUGUAAGGAAUGUGGGAAGGCAUUCCAAUUGAGCUCACAACUCAAUAUACACCAGAGAAUCCAUCUUGGAGAAAAGCCUUAUAAAUGUAAUGACUGUGGAAAAGUAUUUAGUCAGAAGAAAAACCUUCAGGUACAUCAGAAAAUUCAUACCAGAGGAGAGAAGUCUUACAAAUGCAGUGAAUGUGGGAAGAUCUUUGUCCAGAGCAGAAGUCUUACUCUUCAUCACAAGAUUCACAAUGGAGAGACAGCAUAUGAAUGUGAUGAAUGUGGGAAGGCUUUUUGCCGAAGCACAGAACUUAUUCUCCAUCAAAGAAUUCACACUGGAGAGAAACCUUAUAAAUGUAAUGAAUGUGGGAAAUUCUUCCGCCAGACUGCACAUCUUACUGCACAUCAGAGGAGUCAUACUGGAGAGAAGCCUUAUGAGUGUAAGGAAUGUGGAAAGGCAUUCAGAAUAAACUCACAACUUAUGCUCCAUCAAAGAAUUCAUCUUGGUGAAAAACCAUAUAAGUGUAAGGAAUGUGGGAAGUCAUUCCGACAAAAUGCACAUCUUAUAUCACAUCAUAGAAUUCAUACUGGAGAGAAGCCAUAUAAAUGUAAUAAAUGUGGAAAGGUCUUCCGCCAGAGCUCAGACCUAAAUCGACAUCAGAGAAUUCAUACUGUAGAAGAGAAAUCUUAUGAAUGUAGUGAGUGUGGGAAGGUCUUUGUCCGGAGUAGAAGUCUUACUCUACAUCAGAAGAUUCACAAUGGAGAGACAGCAUAUGAAUGUCAUGAAUGUGGGAAGACUUUCUGCCGAAAUGCAGAGCUUAUUCUCCAUCAAAGAAUUCAUACUGGAGAAAAACCUUAUAAAUGUAAUGAAUGUGGGAAAUUCUUCCGCCAGACUGCACAUCUUACUGCCCAUCAGAGGAGUCAUACUGGAGAGAAGCCUUAUGACUGUAAGGAAUGUGGAAAGGCAUUCAGAAUGAGCUCACAACUUUUUCUUCAUCGGAGAAUUCAUCUUGGAGAAAAGCCUUAUAAAUGUAAUGAAUGUGGGAAGUUCUUCCGCCAGAGGCCACAUCUAAUUGCACAUCAGAUAAUUCAUACCAGAGGGAAACCUAAAGAACAUGGAAAGGAAUUUGACUAGACCUCAAAUCUUAUUCAGCAUUGGACAAUUCAUACUUGAAAGAUGCUGUAUAAAUGUGAGAAGGUCUUUCAGAGCCCAGAGCUCCUUUCUCUUUGACAUCAGCCAAUUCAUUCGUAUUUGGGGGGGGGCA